Aspergillus japonicus CBS 114.51 is the source of this 894-nucleotide messenger RNA. RefSeq lists its product as uncharacterized. Gene Ontology annotation, cellular component: membrane. NCBI's taxonomy places the organism in Eukaryota, Fungi, Ascomycota, Eurotiomycetes, Eurotiales, Aspergillaceae. The transcript is spliced from 3 exons. The record is from RefSeq and is a predicted model, not a curated record. Bases 1 to 894 code for a protein of 297 amino acids.
AUGAAAGUCGCACGACCUUCCUUGAACCCGGGGCGGACGAAAAACAUCAUCCAUGGCUUCCAGGGGUUUAUCAUCUUCCUGGCGUGGGCCUUGACCAUCGCCGUGUUUACCAAGGGCGGUGGCAUUGAUGGGAGGUCGGCCUGGUACUGGGCCUUGUGCUGGUUCAGUAUCCCCGGUCUCAUCUACUUGGUGGCCGUCCCGAUGUGGCCGCGCGCACGUCGGUUCGGAAACGUUUACGCCUUCGCGACCGUCGACUGCCUGUACGCCAUCUUAUGGUUCAGCGCCUGGGUCUGUGUCGCCAGCUAUGUGGCGCAGGGGAAGAGCGAGGGCAAGAGCGACAGCUCGACAGACAGCGACAGCAAGUCCAGCAAGCGGGCCAGCGACAGCAAGAAGAGCGGCUGCGACAACUGGGCCUACGGCAACGCCAGCAAGUGCAAGAUCAGCACCGCCACCGUGAUCUUGGGUGUCAUCGUAUUCUUACUCUUCGUGGUCACCGCGUUCAUGUCCUUCCGCAACGUCGUGCACUUCCGCCGCACCGGCACCCUGCCCGACGCCGUCUCCGACCCGACCUUCGCCGCCCACACCAAGGCCGCAUUCUCGUCCAACCCGGCGCACGAUUUUGAGGAGGAGGAGGACGACUUCCGGUCGCGCGCGGGAAUGGGGUCGUCGGUCCGCGGCGAUCGCGAUGAGGACUACGCCCUGCUGCAUCAGAGCGAGGCGGAUGACUUCGGCAGCACCACGCACGGCCGCUCUGCGGCGUCGGGCGCCUACGACCCGACCGUCUCGACGGGCAGCGUGCUGCACGACUACAACACCAGCUACGGCGGUGCGCACGGUCAGCACUACGGCGGACCGUCGGAGUAUGAGCCGAGUCAUAGCGGCUACGGCCACUAG